GCUAGUUCUCUUCUAGCAACCAACGACGAAUGGCAUUUUGGUUUGUGGCGUCCACACAGGCCCAUUCUCGGUCGCGGUCAGGCACCAUGAGCUGCAUGGCUCCCUACCCAAUGGAGGGACUGCCGCCCUUGUCAGGCAGACACCGAGCCGCACCUCGCCGCUCGUCCGCAUAAGCUAGGGUCACGCAGCUGUCUGGUAGCCUCCCCUCGGGUUCCCCGCAGCGUUCCGUCACCGGCAACUCUCAAGUCUAGAAAUCCGGCCGAGCGACCCAGCCAGAGUUUGCUAUAUCAAUAUCGGAUACUCCAACCGGCCCCAGUUGAUUGUUUUUUCUUUCUUUUCUUUUAGUCUUCUUUACAGCUAGAUGCAAUGGAACGGCUGUUCGAACGGUUUAAACUUCGUGCCAAGGGAAAGGGGCCAAAGAAGAUGGCGAAGGGGGCGACGUCGACGAGCGAGGAAGACAAAGCAAACAGCACCGAGGCCCAACCCGAGCCAGCCAGUCCUGGCGACGGCGUCGGGCCGCUCGUUCUCGUUGAUAAGAUCGGCGGAGGCAGCGCUGGCGCAGGCGCUAGUGGAACCGACAUUGUCUUCGUUCACGGACUCCGCGGUCGGCGAGCGGGGACCUGGUCGAAGGACGGCAUUUGCUGGCCUCAACACUUGUUGGGAAAUGACUUGAACAACGUCAGAGUGAUCACCUGGGGCUACGACGCAACCGUCGCCAAUGCCUUCCACGCUGCUAGCAAGGAGAGCAUUUUUGGUCACGCAGAUACAUUGCUCGAGGAUCUAGCACGGCUGCGAGUGGGAACUACAAGACCGAUCGUUUUCGUCUGCCACAGUCUCGGGGGCUUGGUUGUGAAGGAAGCGCUUAUCAAGGCGGACAACUACAAUAACCAUCAAAGGCAUCCUACCCUGGGCGACAUCUUUGCGAAGACGACUGGCGUUAUUUUCAUGGGCACUCCCCAUCGCGGCAGUUCCAAGGAAUCGUACGGCGAUCUAUUGGUGAAGAUUGCCAAGGUCGCUCUUCGUCAGCCGAAUGACCAGCUCCUCCAGACACUGAGGCCGGACUCGCACAUCCUCGAGAACCAGCGUGAGCAGUUCACCACAAUCUCGUCUCGUAUGUCUGUCGUGUGUAUCAGAGAGGAACUCCCUACGAGCGUGGGCGUCAUCGUCCCGGAGACCUCCGCCUCAUACGACGGAUUCAACGUUCGUCGAGGUGCCAUCAAUGCGAAUCACAUGGACAUGGUGAGAUUCACAUCAGACAGGGAGCCGGGGUACCAGAGGACUCUCGGCUUUAUCUCAGAGCUCUGUCAUGCCCGGCAAGCGGCGCAGCAAGUGAUCGACGAAGCUCUCGAGAGAAGAAAUGAUGAGAUACUGGAGAUUUUAAAUUUCCCAUCCAUUAAUGAUCGGGAGCUGAACAUUGAGAAGGCGUACGCCGACACAUGUGCCUGGAUCAUGGACGACGGGUCUUCCGCCGGAACAAGCAACCACCUGAGUGCACCCCGGUUUAAAUCAUGGCUCAAAGACGGCGACUCGACUUUCUGGAUCAGCGGCAAAGCUGGCUGCGGUAAAUCGACCCUCAUGAAAUUCAUAUACCAGCACGAGGACACGGAAGCAGCGCUCGCCCCGUGGGCGGGCAAUAAAAAGCUCAUCAAGGCGGGUUACUUCUUCCUGGAACGCGGCGACAACUUGCAGAAGUCCCGAGAGGGAAUGAUUCGAAGUAUCCUGUACCAGGUUCUGGGCCAGCGACGCGAUCUCAUCCGAGUCGCAUUCCCUACCUUCUUUAGCUGGGUACCGCCUAGGCCCGAGACCAUUAAUUCCUGGAAGAAUUUGGACACUGCCUUCGAUGCCAUGCUCUGCGGCUUGAAAGAUUCGAAAGUAUGUCUCUUUAUUGACGGCCUGGACGAGUACCGCAUGGUCGACAAGGAGCAUGAAUACACCCAAGAGCAGCUAGACCACAUUUUCGACGGCGACAGAGAGGACGAAUCCUGGGGCCUGACCGAUUGGAUUGUGGACGGGCACAGAGAGAUUGCCGAGUUCGUCCUCCGGUUCAAUCAGAGACCAAAUGCGAGGAUCUGUCUUUCUAGCCGAGAGCUCGGCGUUUUCGAGCAGCAGUUCAGCACACUUUCGAGACUCGAAGUCCACCACUACACGGCCGGGUCAAUCAAGGAUUAUUGUGAAGCGCGCCUUGCAAAGGAGGCGCCCGGCCUUACCGAUCCCUCUCAAUUCGUUUCGUUGAUCACCAAGAAGUCCCGAGGCGUGUUCCUCUGGGUCCGUAUUGUGGUCGAUAUGCUUGUCAAGGGGACCGCAGCCGGCGACAGCUUGCUUGAGCUCUUUGAGGCCUUGGAGAGCCUCCCUCCGCGACUCGGUGGAAGAAACGGCCUCUACAUGCGAAUGAUGCAAAACGUUAAGCAGAGUCAUCUCCCUGAAGCCGAAAGACUCUUUCAACUUGUCAUGCACUAUGUAUUGCAACCCGAGGGAGGGGGGGGCGCAAGAUUGGACAUAAUCACGCUUUUCUUGGCGCAAGAGGGCCAUAUUGAAACAAACGGCGACGGAGGGUUAAGAGCCAUAAAGGAUAAAAUUGUCCCCAAGACCUGGGAGGGCUUGCGCCCGCGUUGGACCGGACUUCAACGACGCCUCAAAAGCCGCUGCGGUGGCCUUCUGGAAGGGGUGGAGGAUGUCCAGUUUAUGCAUCAGACAGCCAAGGAGUUCAUGUCCCGGCCAUACCUGUGGGACCUCAUCUUUCCCAAGCCCAGUGGCUUCCUUUCCGGACCGGACAAGGACCUAGCUCUACUAAGCGGGUUUAUUCGACGCGUCAAAUGCUGUCAGGAGGUCGCCUUGGUGGCUCAGAUGACACGGAGAAACAUAUGGACAAUGUCUGGCUCACACACUCUUGCCAGCAGAUUGCUGUCUAGCUGCCUCCUUGUGGCCUGCAGAAUCGAUCAAAGAGUCGAAGCCUUUGACAAUUACGCCUCGCUUCUAGACGAACUAGAUGCCACAGGCCAGUAUCUCACUGCCGCCCAGGUAAAUGACAUUCCAGCCCAAGCCGGUUCCAAUUGGAUCGGACUGUUCCUUCAAGUUGGCAAACGCAAUCCCACGGGGCGGACCAGUGUAUUGGAAAUCAUGACUUUGCUCGGCCACCAUCGAUACGUCGGUCACAAGAUCCAAGGGAAAGGCCUUCUUCCGACGCAGCUCCAAGGACUGCUUUCGAUUGUUUCACAAUCAUACCGUGCUCGCUGGGAGGGGCUGGGCAUCAUGGUUAAGGGCCCGCCGCGUCCCGAAGUUGUUGAUUUGCUGUUCGCAAUGGGCGCAAACCCGAACUCGAAGCUCGACGAGAGCGACGAUUCAAGCCCCGAGCCCAACCAGAUGGACAGUCUUAAUAAACCCGUUGGGAAUCCCAAGGGGUUCACGGCGUGGACAGCUUUGCUCCAGAACAUACAUCGUGGAGAGUUCUUCGACAUUGAGAAGGUUAUGCCAUCUGUCAUACAACUAUUCCUCGAGAAUGGCGCCGACAGAAUGGCUCAGUUUCACGGAAAAGAUAUGGAGCUCUUUACCGUAGAAGAUGCGAUUAAAAAGUGUAUGAAGAAUGCGAGGCUGUCAGUCGAAAACCUCGACCGGGAUAAGUUCCCGGAUAUCGUGGCUCUACUUGAAAGCAAAGCCGACAAAGCAGGGCGGCCGGUCACACCAUUACUCGAAGAGUGAGAUGCCUCUCUGGCCUAUUCAUGGUCAGGAUGGAGGGAGGUUAGGAUGUGUUGGAGCCUGGUGCCUUCUUGUAUGUACGUUACCUAACAAGGAUAAUGGAGCCAGUGUGGACAUAGCCGUGUUGUGUCAAGCACGUUGUGGGACUGGGACGCGCGCCAUCUUCGAUAAACAAUUUUACAAGCAAUGGAAGUUAGCGUGUCACGCCCGAUAAAGCCCUGUAGCUUCAGACCUCAUCAUACAGUCUGCCAACAUGAGGUGGAG
Chaetomium fimeti is the source of this 3957-nucleotide messenger RNA. RefSeq lists its product as uncharacterized. The transcript has 5 exons. The coding region runs from base 367 to 3696 and encodes 1109 amino acids. The record is from RefSeq and is a predicted model, not a curated record. Lineage: Eukaryota; Fungi; Ascomycota; Sordariomycetes; Sordariales; Chaetomiaceae.